AUGAAUGAAGCACUUGGUGAAUUAUUGAAUUUAUUCGAUGAUGAGGAACAAAUUGAAGAACAAAGUUUAUUAAAUAUCAAUGAUGAAAAUGAUAGAGAGAUUGAGAAGAUCAGUGCCAAACAAGAAAAGGAAGAAGCGGCUAAUUUAACUGUGCCAAAUGCAAUUAACGCGGAUAAAAAACCAAUUCGAUCUCUCAUCCCAAUAGAUUUUGGAUAUUCUAAAGAUAAUACUAAUAGCUAUGACCAGAAGAAGAAAACUGAUAAUAGAAGCAGUUUGUUACAUUGUGAUGGUACAAGCUCGAGUGAAGACGAACGAAGUAGAAAUGAUAACGUAAUCUAUCUCAGCGAGGCUGGUCGAAACAUCAAACGGCAGUUGAAAGAAGCGAAACGAAGUCAGUCAAAUUCUGCAUAUCAAGUGGAAUCUACGACAAGACAAAAACUUAGUGUUCAAGAAAAUCGUCAUGCACUUCAAGGAAAAGCUCAGCAAAUAACAAGAGCUGUCGAGUCAUCAUCGAAAGAUGCGUUGAAAGUUUAUGAUCAAUUUUUUGGUAUUCGCAUCAGGAACCCAAUUCUUUCAUCAGCAGCUUUUGAAUCAUACUGCGAAGGUUUGAAGAAAAUCCGCUUAAGCCAGCUGAAAUCCAGCUCUGUACGAAUUUUAUCUCAGUUGACUUUUUUUAAAUCUCUUCAUUGCUAG
Brugia pahangi is the source of this 693-nucleotide messenger RNA. NCBI's taxonomy places the organism in Eukaryota, Metazoa, Nematoda, Chromadorea, Rhabditida, Onchocercidae. The record is from the annotation of a GenBank genome assembly.